GUACAAUAUGUAAAGCGCACCAGAUCAGCCUACCGCCUUGCCAUUUGCGUUGGUACCUCGGGAUUCGUCACGCACCCUGCUCCGUAACACCGUUAACUGGCGCACAAGACGCGCCGCAUUCCGCGAUCUGGACGCCAUUCCGGCAACGUUGCCAUCAUUUGUGACCAGAUUGAACCAACGUAAGUAACGAAAGAGCAAAAUGGUUCGCCGGCUGGCCACGCUGGCCACCUGCAACCUCAAUCAAUGGGCGAUGGAUUUCGAGGGCAACCUGGGUCGCAUCAAGGAGUCCAUUCGGAAGGCCAAGGAGGCGGGGGCGACCUAUCGGGUUGGCCCCGAGUUGGAGGUGCCCGGCUACGGAUGCGAGGACCACUUCCUGGAGCUAGACACCGUGAGCCACUCCUGGGAGGUGCUGGCGUCGCUGAUCGAUGACCCCGAGGACCCCACUGCCGGCAUCCUUGUAGACGUGGGCAUGCCGGUCAUACACAGGGGUGUCAUGUACAACUGCCGCGUGUUCCUGCUGGACGGGCGCGUGCUGCUCAUAAGGCCCAAGCUGCACCUAGCCAAUGACGGAAACUACCGGGAAACCAGGUACUUUGCCGCUUGGAAGCACCGGGGUGCGGUGGAGUCGCACCGCCUGCCGGAUGUGGUGGUGGCAGCCAUGCAGCGCAGGAGCCAGCGGGUGAGGCAGGCGGAGGCGGAGGCGGAGCGGGGGAGCGAGCAGCAGCGGCAGC
Messenger RNA from Astrephomene gubernaculifera, 731 nucleotides. The record is from the annotation of a GenBank genome assembly. NCBI's taxonomy places the organism in Eukaryota, Viridiplantae, Chlorophyta, Chlorophyceae, Chlamydomonadales, Astrephomenaceae.